AUCAGCCAGCUGCCAGGCGGACGCAAAGAAGAUUGGAGAGGCACGAGAAGCACGAGAAGCAGAGAUGCAAGCAGUAAUAGCCAGCUCCUGAGAAGCAGAAGUGGCAGUUUGCUGGCAUAUACGAUAUGCAUAUUCGUGCGGUAUGCCACAGCUGCAGCUAAUAGCCAACAUGCGCCGCCAGAGGCUCUUCCUAACCUCACAGCUGGGCCUUGCGUGCGUGCAGCGAGGUCCCUGUCAGAGAGUAAAACAGCCCAGAUCGAGCAGCGGCCUACAUCAUAUCACGGGAGGAGGCCGUAAGGCCAUCAGCAAACAUGGUAGUCGAGGCCAAUGACCAUGCGCUUCGUGGUUGUACACGCAGGACGCU
Messenger RNA from Dothidotthia symphoricarpi CBS 119687, 364 nucleotides. RefSeq lists its product as uncharacterized. Bases 143 to 331 code for a protein of 62 amino acids. NCBI's taxonomy places the organism in Eukaryota, Fungi, Ascomycota, Dothideomycetes, Pleosporales, Dothidotthiaceae. The record is from RefSeq and is a predicted model, not a curated record. The transcript has a single exon.